Molecule: messenger RNA, 1314 nt
Organism: Aspergillus costaricaensis CBS 115574
Lineage: Eukaryota; Fungi; Ascomycota; Eurotiomycetes; Eurotiales; Aspergillaceae
Product: homogentisate 1,2-dioxygenase
Exons: 6
Coding region: 1-1314 (437 amino acids)
Biological process (GO): L-phenylalanine catabolic process
Cellular component (GO): cytoplasm
Molecular function (GO): homogentisate 1,2-dioxygenase activity
Source: RefSeq, a predicted model, not a curated record
AUGCAGGCACCCACAUCCAACCAACGAAAACCCAUCAAAGACCUGACUAAAGUGUUCCACUACACAGACACCAUGACUCGGAUGCCUACCCGCGACAAUGACCCAUACGAAUACAUGGCUGGGUUUGGGAACCGCUUUCAGUCAGAAGUCAUCCCAGGGAUUUUACCAGCCGGUCAAAACAAUCCACAAGAACCGCGUUUUGGCCUAUACACCGAAGGCCUUACGUACUCUGCCUUCACAGCCCCAAGACAUGCCAAUUUUAGCACUUAUACGUAUCGGGUGAGGCCAGCAGCUGCACACAUGACAACGCUUGCUGGUCAGGCUGAAUGGGCACCGUUUCCUCUUCCCAACGAUGACGAGAAGAUUGACUUUAUAGAUGGUUUGCACACCCUGGGGGGAAGUGGAGAUCCAAAUCUGCGAGAAGGCAUUGCACUCUAUGUCUUCAUGAUCAAUGCAGAUAUGGACCACCGAGCAUAUUGUAAUACGGACGGUGACUUUCUGAUCGUGCCUCAGCUGGGAACCCUCGACAUACAAACUGAGAUGGGGCUGCUUGUUCCUGCAACCCGGCGAACGAAUCCGCGAGACUUUCUCCACCCUGUGGCCCACAUUGACGAGAAUCUCCAUGAAGACUGGGAGAUUGUCAACAAAGCAAAUGGCCGAUAUAGUGUCAUUGGGCAGGAUCACAGCCCAUUCGAUUUGGUGGCAUGGCAUGGGAAUGUCGUUCCCUACAAAUACGACCUAACCAAAUUCGCGUCCCAAAAUGCAACCUCUAUAGAUCACACUGACCCGUCCGUGAACUGCGUAUUGACUGCCCCAUCUAGAGAUCCAGUCACGCCAUUAGCCGACUUUCUAUGGUUUGGGCCACGAUGGGAUGUGGCGUCCAACACGUUCCGUCCUCCGUAUUUCCACCGCAACUCGGCAACAGAAUUUCUUGCGUGUCUAUAUGGAAACGGACUCGGACGCUCUGAGGAGUUCUUGCCUGGUGGAGGUAGUGUUGAGGUCAGCCAUACGCCACAUGGCAACUUCAGCGAUGGAUAUAUUGCUGACGGCAUAGAUCAAAUGACAAUUAUGGUUGAAAGUAGCCGGUCGUUCCUGUUCACCGAGUAUGCGCGAAGUGGCUGUGGAACUUUUAAGAACCAAGGUCCAGAUCCCGAAUUAUGGGAUGCUUUACCUGACAAAUUCUCCGCGUACCCAAACAUCAAGAAGAUUCACAGUCAGGUCAAGUCCGAUGAAGAAGCAUGGAAGAAGCAGCUAGAAGCGUAUUAUGAUGAUGAUUGGCUGGCGGAAAGGUACAUGGACCACAACAAAGCUUAG